Theileria parva strain Muguga is the source of this 2592-nucleotide messenger RNA. RefSeq lists its product as uncharacterized. NCBI's taxonomy places the organism in Eukaryota, Apicomplexa, Aconoidasida, Piroplasmida, Theileriidae. Bases 1 to 2592 code for a protein of 863 amino acids. The transcript has a single exon. The record is from RefSeq and is a predicted model, not a curated record.
AUGGAAUAUGAGCCUAACUUAUCACCUGUGCCACUGGACGUAGCACUUGAAAAUUCAACAAACGAGUUUGAACAUUUGGACAGGGGAAACUCUGAGGAAUACAUAGCAAAGGAUGGAUUUGCCUUUUAUAUAAUCCUACAAGUGCAAGCAUUCGGCCCAAAUCGUGAGUCCAUUUACAGAGCCAAUAACAUUUUUGAAUCUGUUACAAGGGUUAUAAAGUACACAUUCUGCCGUGAGAUCACAGCUGUCUCACUAUUCUUAGUCAACGGCAAUUUCAAGAGAUUUGAGAAAAUUGAUCAACAGUGGAAAGAAAUUAAGAAUCUAACAGUUGACAUAAGUAAUUACAAGAAUGUUGACACGGCAAAAUAUGUUGUACAACGUUCACGCAGCCAUGAACAAGGGGAAAAUGGUCAAGAAUUAGUAAAAAGAUUCAUUGAUUUUAAAACUGUCACAGUACUUCUAUUCAACAAAGUUAUUGAAACCAAUCCUGACACGGGUGUGGUUGAGGUAAUUUGGGAAACUCAGGACACACUGUACACAGCGUUUGAAAUCUCAGUGUGUACAUAUUCCAACAUGAAAUACUUUGCAAUAUUACAUAAAAACUACAAUUACACAUUGUUUAUCUGGGAUACUAAUGGUCAAAAAUGGGAAAAUAUCACAGAAUCAAGGCUAAAUUUGAGGGAACUAAAAUUCUAUUUUGACGAUGAAACUGACGUAAAAUCUAUAGAACAACUGAGUAAAAGUUAUGUUGUGUAUUUAAAUCAGUUUAAAUACGUAAUUGACUUUCAUUUUGAUGAAAAACUGAGGGAAAGAUUUGGGUACAGACUGGCUAGGAAUUUGCAGUACAAUCUUCUGGAAAAUACUAUCCAGAUCCAGUUUGAAAGUGCGAUAAAAGUAACUUUAGAGCCAAAUAUUAAACUUAUUAAGCUCUGGAAUAAUAAAUUCGAGCCUGUUGUCAGACGUGUGAUCUCUGGUUUAAUGAGCAGAAGACCAUACCGCAAGACUCCAGAAUACUUUGAAUACGUUAAUAAUAUUAAUAUCCUAAAGGAUUCUGAUGUUAAUAAGGAAUUUGUUGACACAUCAGUUACUUUUCUACUACCCGUCUGCCAAUCUGACAAUGAAAGUGAUACUUACACUGAGGAAUCUACCGGAGCCACUGAUCCUGAAAAUGAGAAAUCUGAUCCAGACAGUCAGGAAUCCGAUCCACAAAAUGAGGAAUCAGAUGACCAGAUUGAUGAAUCGGAUGAAUAUGUGGAGGAAAGUGAUGGGCAGACGUGUGAGGAAUCGGAAGGAAUAUCAAGUGAAUCAGAAGAUGACGGUGAACGGUCUAUAGGCUUGGAUAUUACACAGAGAAAAUCAAAAAGAGGCUUUGUAUACCAAAAAACUGAUCAAUUCAUAGAAUUUAUCUGCCGUUGCGGACAUGGUAUCGUAACUAUCUUCGAAUCCACUCCCAAUAACACAGAUAAAGCCGCUGAUACCACAGAUAUUACUGCUGACACCACAGAUAAAGCUGCCGAUAGUAAGGAUCAAAGCUCUAAGACUGGAGGUGAAAAUCUCAAAACCGCAGAGGGAGCGACUGGUACUACGGAUGAAUCUUCUGGUACUGCAGGAGCAUCAAGUUCUCCGGAUGAAACGCUAAAUGCCAUAGAUGAAGCGCUUGAUUCUCUAGAUGACAGUCUCAAUACCAUAGAUGAAACACUUGUUUCUCUAGAUGAACCUGUUAAUACUAUAGAUGUGACAACUAAUACCAUAGAUGAACCAGUUAAUACUAGGGAUAAAAAGCUUGGUUAUCUGGAUAAAAAGGGGAAUUAUUUGCUCAAAAAACGGAGUCUAAAGGAUGAAAAAAAGGAUUUUCUAGAUAAAAAAUGCAAUUAUCUAGAUAAAGCCUCCAAGCCUCCAUAUAAAAAAGAAAAUAGUCCAGACAAAACCUCUAAUACAGCAAGUGAACCUCCUACUACUACGGAUAAUAAAUCUACUACUGUUGACAAAACCGCUGCUACUACGGAUAAUAAACCUACUACUGUAGAUAAUAAACCUGAUACCGUGGAUAAUAAGCCUAGUCCUAAGGCUAAAAAGCUUAAAACUGUGGAUAAAAAGCUUGAUGAUGUGGAUAAGAAGGUGAUUUGGUCAACUAUAAACUAUGGCGAUCCUGUGUUGAGAGUGGUAAUAUUUGAGGGUUCUGACACGAAAUAUCUUUUGGGCCAGAAGGAUGAUUAUUCAUUUCACUUCUUUACUUGGACGGCUGAUUGUAGUUGGUCUGAUAUGACUGAGAAAAGGGUGAAUUUGGACAACUUGAAGAUGCUUGACAGGGAUGGCCACGAGAUUAGAUAUCCAAAUAUUAUUGCUCAUUUUACCAAUUUUCAGCUAUACAUUAAGCCCAGUAUUCCAUGUCAUAAGAUAAUGUAUAAAAAUCAGGAAGUCUGGGAAUCUAAAGAGAAGGGCGUGUUAUCAGACCUGUACGAAAUAUUAAUUAAAGUACUUGAAAAUGAAGUUACUUUGCACUUUAAGAACAAUUUUGCCAAGAGAUUCGAUCUCUUCAAUGACCAACUGGUCCUUUUCUCACAAGGAACUUCACUCUGUAAAUAUCACUAA